Saccostrea cuccullata (small rock oyster) is the source of this 1345-nucleotide messenger RNA. RefSeq names its product galactoside alpha-(1,2)-fucosyltransferase 2-like. Gene Ontology annotation, molecular function: galactoside 2-alpha-L-fucosyltransferase activity. The transcript has 3 exons. The record is from RefSeq and is a predicted model, not a curated record. Gene Ontology annotation, cellular component: membrane. The coding region runs from base 127 to 1311 and encodes 394 amino acids. NCBI's taxonomy places the organism in Eukaryota, Metazoa, Mollusca, Bivalvia, Ostreida, Ostreidae. Gene Ontology annotation, biological process: carbohydrate metabolic process.
CUAUUUCUUUUAAAGCAUAUUGGUGCCCUUGAAGUUAUUCUUAAAAAAAACAAAUAUUGGAUUUAUUUCAAUGGAGGAUGAUUUGGUGAAUGGAUAUGAGACACAGACAUCAUAGCUACUGUUCCCAUGAAGUUUAAACGUUAUUCAGCAUGUUUUGUGGCAAGCCUUUUUGCAACAUUAGUAUCCCUCAGUAUAUUCAGCAAACUAAACAAGAGAAUUGGUCCAGUUCAUAUUCAAGGCAUGAAAUUCAGAAAAUACAACCAAAUAUCCUCUAAUAAGCUUACAACACCUACGAAAUUACCAAAUGUUUCCGCAAAGACAAUAGAAAUAAUCAGAGGAAGUGCAAAUGAGAUGAAAUUAACUGACAGGACCACCGAUACCUUAAUGAACCCUGGUGACAUGCCUGUUGUUUUAAAAGCAAAGCAUAUUCAGAAUGACGUUUCAGGGAUGUCAACAUCUCCUCCUACUAAGAGAAAUAAUGCAUCUGAGUUUUACGUAUGUCCCACCUUUAUUGGAAGGCUAGGGAAUCAAUUAUUUCAGUUUGCCUCUGGAUUUGGUAUUGCUGUCUCUAAGGAUAUGAAGUUUGUAGUUGGCAGAAAUGAUAUGAUAUACAAAACAUUUAAACUGGAAAACAAUAGAAAUCUUUUCAUUAGCGAAGACAGAGAACACGAGUGUGGAAAAGCAUACGUCAGUUUUGAAAGACAAGCAUCUUCUUUUGACAAAAAUGUUGGAAACUUUGCUACAAAUGCAACACACAAAGUUGGAAAUUACUUACAAUCUUGGAAAUAUUUUCAUAACUCGACACAUGAACUUCGAAAGCUGCUAAAAUUUAGGGAUCAUUUCCAGACUCAAGCCACAGAAAUUAUAAAAGAUAUUUUGAAGAAAUAUAAUACAACUCGAGAGAAGGUAACUCUAAUUGCUAUUCACGUUAGACGUGGUGACAUGAUAAAUCAUACCUAUGGAUAUGUUGUUGCAUCAAAGGAAUAUUUUGAUAAAGCGAUGAAGCUGUUCAGUGAUUAUCCUAAUCCCAUUUAUGUUCUAUGUUCCAAUGAUCUCAUAUGGUCUAGAGCAAACAUGAAAAAAAACAGAGUUGAGUUUAUUUCUGGAAAUUCCCCGGAAGUAGAUUUGGCUUUAAUGGCGUCUUGUGAUCACGUGAUAUCGUCUGUAGGGUCUUUCAGCUGGUGGGCAGGCUGGCUCUCCAAUGGAAACGUGACCUACUACAGGUGGCCGGCAAAGGAAGGUUCAAAUCUUCGAGCUGAAUUCAGCUCAGAUUAUAUGGAUUAUUUUUAUCCACAUUGGAAAGGGUUAUAAUGAUUUUUAAUUGUUACUUUAUUUUUUUAUAUUU